This is a messenger RNA of Acipenser ruthenus (sterlet), 6533 nucleotides long. RefSeq names its product refilin-A-like. The transcript has 4 exons. The coding region runs from base 536 to 1198 and encodes 220 amino acids. Gene Ontology annotation, biological process: actin filament bundle organization; skeletal system morphogenesis; negative regulation of chondrocyte development. Gene Ontology annotation, molecular function: filamin binding. The record is from RefSeq and is a predicted model, not a curated record. NCBI's taxonomy places the organism in Eukaryota, Metazoa, Chordata, Actinopteri, Acipenseriformes, Acipenseridae. Gene Ontology annotation, cellular component: actin filament bundle.
AAACCAAUGCUUUAAAAUCAAAGCUGGCAGUGUUUUCUGUUCGGGGAGGACAGCAACAUUUUAAUUUGAGUGUAAUGCGAAGACUGUCCAGUAGGUGCGUUUAGAGUACUGUGAAAACAGUAAUGUGUUUGUGUACUAUGUAGCAUUGUAGUAUUAUAGUAGGUUGAAAACCUAUACCAUCAAGAUUGUAAUCCCAUCAUUUAUCCGGAUUCUCAAAGGCCUCAGUUGUUGCUGUUUCCAUUUGCAACGUGUUUGAUAUUCACAGCUGAUCAGCCCAAGUCCAGGCUGUGGAGUCCUUUCCUCGCUCUCUCCACAUAAGGAUGGAUGUACAGUAUAUGAGAGCUCUCCCUACUGGCCGGAUCUGGAAUCGUUCCAGAUAAUCAUUGGGCUGGAAUCUCUCCAGAUAUCUCACACGUAGGAGCUUCGUGGUUUAGCUAUUUUAUCAUCCUGGAUUUGUUAAACAUUAACCCAAUUCGUAAUCGAGAUUAACAUUUACGAGCGAGUUUUCCCAAGUUUGAAUUCAGUUGCCCCAGAAAUGGUGGGCCAUCUACACUUGCAAGCGAUGGAUGACAGCUUGAAAGGGAAGAACCGGGAAGGGUUGCUUGACAGUCCGGAUUCAGGGCUGCCUCCGAGCCCCAGCCCGCCUUUCUAUUCCAUCUCCCCGGGUAUACUGGAGAGCCGAGCCGGGGGAAGCAGCACACCCAUUGAACAGCAUGGAUACAAUUACAGAAAGGAGAGCAAGGAAGGCAAACUGCUGCCGUAUCUCCUCCUGAACUCCCCUGGGACUGAGAUGAAGCCCAGAAUGUACCCGGUGUUCUUCGGAGAAAGCAUCGAGGUCAAAUCAGAACCAGCUAAAGAAAUCAGGUGCAACUCGGAGGUGAAGUACGACUCCGACAAGCACUACAGAAAUGAAGUCUACUGCGCCCCGAUCCCCACCGUCACCUCUUACAGCGAGACCUUCAUCGCGGCCCCUAACUGCACGUGGCGGAACUACAAGUCUGAGCUCCAGUUCGAGCCCCGGCAGAAAGCACUGCGGUUCCAGAGCACAACCAUCAUCUUCCCCAAGCACGCCAAGAAUAUUUACAGAACCACCCUCAACUACAACUCUGCCAGCGCCAAAAGAUGGUUUGUGUCCAGUGUGCAGCUGAAGUCGAGCGAGGACGUCAGCCCCUGUAUAAUCUACACCGAGGACCUUUAACUGGUGCAAAGCUCAUCCCCUAGUGAGAGAGAGAGAGAGAGUCCUGUAAAGACUGACACGCUGGGCUUAGCGGCUGUUUGCUAACAGUGAAAAGGUACUUGAAAUUUUAAUGGCAGGACUUGUGCUGUCUGGAUGACUGUACAUAUUUAUAUACAUCAUAUACAUUUGCUGCCUAAAGCAGACAUUUUUAAUGUUAUUGCUUAGUCGUCUUGGUAUAGGGUAACGCUCUUAUUUUUGUUUUAGUUUGUGGUUUAUUUGUGUUCUGGGAUUUGGUGGAAUGUGCCCCCUCAAGACUACGACUAUAUCUCCUGGGUUGGGAGUGAGACUGGGAGACAAGCACUUUUUCUUUCAUUCCUUAAGCACUACUCCCACAAGGCUUCAAGCCCAGAGGCGGGGUAUCACCAACAAUAAUACUAUUGGGGGGCUAUUGCCUACUUACCUGACUGCCUGUCAGAUGUAGCAGCGGUGUAUGAGGGAAACAGAAUUGAGAGUUUCUGAUAAGAUUAGGCAGGUGUGGUGCCUUUGAUUGCUCUGGUAUACCCUCCUUGGUCCUUUUGCUCAAUAUACCAAACAUUUUUCAUUUGAAAUUGCCCGCGCUACUGUCAGCGAGAGAGCCCUCGUGUAUAGUUUAUUUUAUCCAAAAUCACAUCUCAGCUUCAUAUGAAAACAAUAUCCUACAAUAGUGUCAGGGUAGUGCCUUUUAAAUAUUGGAUGUAAUAUUAAGCAUUUGAAUGCGCAAUGCAGAUUCAUUUUAAUAUAUUUUCGGUUGUGUUUCUGAAACAGAUUACUAUGCUCAUGAGUAAAAUCAUUCACCUGGUGUAUAAUAUAAGUGCCUUUGUUUUCUUUUUUACACAUGAUUUAGUGGUAGCAUGAAAAAAAACAAAAACUCCCAAAUUGUCUGUAUUGUGGACCAAAUAUUUCAUACAGAAUCAGGUCAAGCUGCGAUGCACUGAUAUGUAAAGAAAUAUCAGCAAUGCAAGGCCUUAUUACUUCAGUAGGAAGGCUUGUUUUACUUGUGGCAGAUGUAAUUCUAUAAUAAUGUUUUAAAUUAUUGCGUCAGUGUACUUUAACCAGCUUUUCUCUUUGCUAAAUGUAUCUAGUCAAAAAGGUAACAUUACAUUCUGAAGGACAGCUAAGAAGGAUUUUCAAGCGGAAAAACUGAUGCUGCAGAGACGGACAAGAAUUGUGCUUCAACUUAUGUUUAUCAGUCAUUCUUAAAAAAUACAAAACAUUUUCAAUGAGAAAAAACAAGUUCAAAUGACAACACCAAAGAGAUGACUUUUCUAAAGUCGACAGGAGUCUGAUUCGUUCGAUAGGUCUUUGUGGGCCUUCCCUUAGCUUUGGUCAUUACCUAGCACUGGCUUUGGCUUGGAGGCCCGGUUUAUGCCAUACACUGUACCUACAGUAUCUGUAAGAUAUAUUUAUAAGGUUGAAAUCUGGGGAAAAUCUAAAGUGAUGCAAUGUUUGUGUCCUCCACUGUAGAUCUGUAUAUCUUAAAAAGCCUCCACACCUGAAUUGCAUUACUGCACCGCUAAUGCCAAAUAACUGGCUUAGGAAGCCCUGGUUUGUUGUUGUAACCUCAUCGAGGGAAUAACCAUAAAUAUGCUUGUUGUUUUUUAAUGACCGAGACAUGGACGCUGUAAACAUUCAUAUCACUGUGCAAUAUCAUUCGUCUCAUGUCCUCUUUCCAGUUGUGCAUCUUGGGCCCUAAUUUUCAGAAGUUGGGUAAUGGGGUUUACUAAAUAGCAAGGAUUAUAUCUUACUUUUGACAUUUUAGGCCCUUAGCACAAAACUUUUGAAUUCACACACAAAAUGUAUUCCAUAUGAGAUACACAGCGUGUGCUAGCAAGCUUCAAACAUUUUAGCCCUGCAGGUAGAUGCAUGUGUUUCUUGAAGCUGCGCUACAGUUAAUGGGAUGUGAGCAGCAGCCGCCACAGAUUGCGUUCAAGGAUAGAAAAUGUAACUGGAAGGAAAUCCCUCAAGUCUGCCUCUGUUUCACUGUGAUUUACAAGCCUGGUACCCUGGCCUGGUGCGGGAAGCUGGACAUGAAGCAGGAAACACAAUGAAUCAUAAAUCAGCUUUUUACAGCUUGUCACAGGCACUUAUAAAACGGCUGAAACAUAAAAAACGUUUAUAAAGCUCUGCCACCACAACGCUGUGUUGCUAAUACAGCGUGUGCACAUAGCACUGCCUGAUAACUCUGAAGAUCAGCGGCAUCUGAUACUACCCAGGUCACUCUUACCAGUAUCAGCCGCAUGCCAUUUAUUCCAAUAUAGAGCAAUGCACUCCUUAUCCAUCUUUUUGUACUCUACUGUAGCAUUUAAAAGUGCUUUACGGAACAGAUCAGCUCUUAUGUAGGCAAAUGACCACCCAUAACCUAAAUCCUCAAUCAUAAAAAUUAGAGUACUGCUAAAAAAAAUAACAUGGUGAUAAAAAUCAGAACAUGGUUUCAAUGAAAAGACUUGCACUGCAUGACUGCUUUUUCCAGUCAGUUUAGCUGCCCUUCAAAUCUAACUUACUGUCUGUCUUUCAUGUUGUUUGCCGUGCAAACUCUCAAAAUGUAAUCCUAUAAAAACGAAAUAUAUAUAUAUAUAUAUAAAUAGUACUUGAAGAAGUGACCAAAUCUUUUUGAGGAUUUUUUUUUUUUUUUAAAUCUGUUCCCGACAGAAAAAUUAAGAGAUUUUACAAAAUAUAUAUAUAUAAACAAAACAAAAACAAAAUAGUCAGUUUUUAAACACAUUGCAUGUUAGUUGUUGAGUGUUGUAAAUGUAAAUUCCAUUGGAUUAAGUGAGGGAGAAACAAAUAAAGGGAUGCUUUUUGAGACCAGUUCAACCACCCCUGCGCUGACUCGGGAGGGCGAAGAUGAACACACGCUGUCCUCCGAAGCGUGUGCCGUCAAUGCGGACCGCUUUUUUUCACACUGCAGACUCACCAUGCAGCCACCCAAGAGCUACAGCGUCGGAGGACAACGCAGCUCUCGGGCACCCGGCCAGACUACAGGGGUCGCUAGUGCGCAGUGAGCCGAGGACACCCUGACUGACCUAACCCUCCCUCCCCCUGGGCGACGCUCGGCCAAUUGAGCGCCGCCCCCUGGGAGCUCUCGUCCUCGAUCGGCAAAGGAAUAGCCUGGAUUCGAACUCGCGACUUGCAGGCUAUAGAGCGCAUCCUGCACUCACGUGGAGCGCCUUUACUGGAUGCGCCACUCGGGAGCCCCAGAAUGAUAAACUUUUAAACAUUGAUGCUAGAGCUAAGAGUUCUGCCCUCCCAGAAACACAGAAAAAAAGUCCUGACCUAGAAAAAAUGUGCUAAGUGAAUUGAAACAGAAGCCUGGCUGCCUAAUCUAAGGUACAGAUUCCCUUUUGUGCAGCUGUGCCAGGACUCGGGUUCAGCAACUAUUGUGAGAUAUUGUAAGCGCUGUAUACUUAAUGAAUGAAAGUACUUUUGUUUUCACAGGGGUGGGUUUAGUAGCCACUGAAUCCUAGUGGUUCUGUUUUUAAUAUACAGGGAGUCAGUCUUCCUUGCAUGCUGCCACAUGUGCUACUGAAACUUAUCCUCACCAAAGGCUUGGAGAGUUUGCGUUUUAUCGACAUAAUGAUAUGUGAUUUGUAAUAAGACAUGCUGAAGGAGGUAUUAAAAAACCUUUAUAAAUUCCCUCCCCAGUCAGUUGUUUUGUAGAUUUCAGGAUGUUAAUUUCUAUCCAGUUCAUCACUGCCAGGAAAACAAUUGUGCCUGUGAUGUUGCACCUUAUUGCAAUAUUUAUAAUCAAACUCACCUUAACGUUUUAAUGCCGUCAUCUACGUUUUUAAAUAUUUUGACAAUUAUUAACAAGGAAAACUGUUUAGUACAAUGCAAUUCUACGGGCACCUUGCUAGUAGAAAUACUUGUGUCAUAUUAUAAAGUAAUUAUGAUGCUUCUAUAAUUCCUGAUUAUUUUUACUAGGUAAUGUUAAUAGCUGCCUAAUACAUCCUGUUUCACACAUUUAGAUGUAUAAUGAAUUCUUCAUAAUGGAUCCUUAAGCUAAAGUGUUGUUAAAUAUACAUCCUGAUACAUGUACGUUAUGUACUAACCUUUUAAUGUUUGUAUUACUGGUCUUAUUUUAAAUGUUGCUUACCUCGGUUUUUUUUCCUCACACACGGUCUGCCAGUUUCUCUUUAUGUUGUUCAACACUGCAUAAUUACAUCACAGAAUUGCUGCCGUUUUUUGUUUUUGUUAUUAUUAUUUAAGAAAUAUGUAUUCUGUUGAAGAUAAUGAUAUUCCUGUAUGUUUAUGCAUUUUAAAUUCAAAAUACAUCGCAGAAGGACUAUGAGACAAAGGAGUAUGUUUUAUGAAUUUUAUACAAGUGUGGGUCACACUGUAUGUUUAACAGUACUGAUUGUGUAUAACAGUGAGAGCAGCUGGGCUGGAAUUGUAUAAUUGCUGUUUCAGACUGUUGAAUGAAGAUGGUUGUGGUGAAGGUGCAGAAAGACAAUGUGGACUAAAUAAAACAAACAAAACUGGUGCCUUAUACAAUAGUUCCAAUCAGUUGCCGAGGUUCUAAAUGUAGUUACAGAAAUAAAGUUGUUCCUAUUGUUAUAGCCUGUAAAAGGAGGCAGGGAACUUCGGUAGUUUUGGACAUUAUUCAAAGCCUGGCUCAUACUGAUCAAUGGUGACUUUCUGUAAAGCACAUUGAAAAAAGUUGAAAUGUUGCCUUAAGUUACACCUCGUUUAAGUCAACAAGCAUGAAGUUGAACAAAACUCUACUUCACACAAGUUUAUCACAUUCUGUAGCUGGGUUCCAAUUUCAGUAGCACUUCAUCAAACCUGUCUCAGAGACCUGCUAGACUUCCUUAUCUCCAGCCCCCAAUUAUUAAAUGCUGCUGCAGCCACCCAAGAGAAAUCUUCAAAGGUUUUGUACAAUCAUUUUUGAACCCCCCCCCCCCCCCCCCCAACCCUGCCUCCAAAAAGAUGGAUACCAGCUGAUUUGCUUUCUCAUCUCAGUCAGUAGUGACCUUCCAGAAUACAGCACUGUGCUUUGGAAUUUUUAAAAGUUUGUGGUUUGUCUCUACCACAGUACCUACGGCAUACGUGUCCUUGAUGGCAGUGAAAGAUGUAGCUGGUCCGAGCAGAGUAGAGAAAGGUGACGCGAAGGGAGUAUGUGUAAUAUAAGUUUUUUUGUAAUAACUGUUGGUUUUUCUAACUUCUUGACAACUGCUUGUAAAAUACUUUCAUGUUGUAAAUGUGGCAAUAAGGCACUUCACAAUUUCCUUUAUAUUUUUGUAUAAUUCCCACGUUUAUCCUUUUCUGAACAAUCGAUAAGAAAAGAAUAAAAAAAAGACAAAUGUAUAUCUUAAUAAAA